This is a messenger RNA of Pistacia vera, 4183 nucleotides long. RefSeq names its product disease resistance-like protein DSC1. Gene Ontology annotation, biological process: signal transduction; defense response. The record is from RefSeq and is a predicted model, not a curated record. Bases 1 to 4110 code for a protein of 1369 amino acids. Gene Ontology annotation, molecular function: ADP binding; protein binding. Lineage: Eukaryota; Viridiplantae; Streptophyta; Magnoliopsida; Sapindales; Anacardiaceae. The transcript is spliced from 11 exons.
AUGCUUCUAUGUUUCAAUUUUCAGUUUCCUGUAGCUCUGAGUGUUAAAUCUGAAUUUCCAAGACUAAUUAAAGAACUGAAAAGCAUUUCAUCAGUUGUAGUCGAUGGCUGGUUCUUCGCUUCCACCAACAAUCCUUCUUCAUCUUCCACCAACAAUCCUUCUUCGUCUUCCACCAACAAUCUUUCAGAGAAGAAUGACGUUUUUCUUAGUUUUAGAGGCGAGGACACCCGCAACGGUUUCGUGAGCCAUCUCUAUGCGGCUUUGCGUCGUAGAGAGAUUAAACCUUUCAUUGAUGACCAAAUUGACAAAGGAGAUCAAAUUUCAUCAUUUCUUUUGAAUACCAUUGCAUCAAAGAUUUCAGUCAUCAUUUUCUCAGAAAAUAUGCAUCUUCUAGAUGGUGCCUCCAAGAACUUGAACAAAUCCUUUACUGCAAGAAAUAAAGAGCAGAUUGUUAUACCCAUUUUCUAUCACGUAAUCCAUCGGAUGCCUGAAUCUAAACUUCUAGAAGAAACUGCCGACGAUAUUUUGGAGAAACUAUAUAAAUUUUCUCCAAGAUCAUAUUUUGCUGAAAAUGUUAGGGAAGAGUCAGAGAAAAGUGGGAGAUUAACUCACUUGCAAGAAAAACUUCUUUCCAAAAUAUUAAAGGACAAAGAUCCCAAUUUAGGACUCACCUUCACAAGAGACAGACUUAAAAAAAAGAAGGUUCUCAUUGUUUUUGAUGAUGUAACAUCUUUACAACAGAUAGAAAAUUUGAUUGGAAAUCUUAAUUUGUUGAGCUCAAAAAGUCAAAUUAUCAUAACAACAAGGGAUAAACAAGUGUUGAGAACUUGUGGAGUAGAUGAUGCUUAUAUAUACGAGGUUAAGGGACUAAGUAAGAAGGAAGCUCAUCAACUUUUUAAUCAAUAUGCCUUUGAACAAGGCUCUCCUACUGAAGAUUAUAUUAAGCUAUCAAACCUAGUAGUAGCAUAUUCCAAAGGCGUUCCGUUGGCUCUUAAAGUGUUGGGUUGCCAUUUGUGUUCCAAGGAAAAAGAAUUUUGGGAAAGUACAAUAAAAAAACUGGAAAAAUGUCCUCUUUCGGGUAUUCAUAAGGUAUUAAAAGUUAGUUAUGAUGGACUUGAGAAAGAGGAGAAGGAUUUAUUUUUAGAUAUUGCAUGUUUCUUUAAAGGGGAACAUAGAGAUUCAGUGAUAGAAACUCUAAAUGCUUGUGACAUUUCUGCAAAGCAAGGAAUACAAGUUCUUAUUGAUAAGUGUCUUGUGUUUGUGACAUACAAAAAUGAAAUAACAAUGCAUGAUUUGCUUCAAGAAAUGGGUAGGAAAAUUGCUCGGGAUGAUACUUGCAAAAACAAACGACUAUGGCAUCCUACGGAUAUCAUCGAAGCAUUUAAAAAAAAAAAGGGAAGGGAUGCAGUGCGAAGCAUAAAUUUGGACAUAUCUAAAAUAAGCAAUGCAGGCUUAAAUUUUCAUGUUUUGUCAGAGAUGGAUGACUUAAGAUUCUUCAGAGUAUACAACUCAUACCAUUUAAAUUCUUCAGAUUGUUAUGAAAAUAAGUUGCAUGGUUUUGAAGACCUUGAAUCCUUUCCUAGUGACAUAAUAUUAUUCAGUUGGAAUAAUUAUCCAUUUAAAUCACUGCCAUUAAGUUUUCCUCCAGAGAGCCUUGUUAGACUUGAUAUGCCAAAAAGCAAAGUUAAGCAUUGGAACGGUGUUCAGGAUCUUGUAAAUUUGAAAUCUGUUGAUCUCAGUUACUCCGAACACAUGACAGAGAUUCCAAAUCUCUCAAGAGCCUCAAAUCUUAAGGAAUUGAUUUUACGAGAAUGUUCAGGUUUGCUCAAGAUAGCUCCCUCAUCUAUUCAAAAUCUCAAUGAGCUUGCUAAGCUGGAUCUAAGUGGUUGCAAAAGGCUUAUUAGUCUGCCAGAUGGCAUCUGUAAGUUGAAAUCUCUCGAAUGGCUUUAUCUUAACAAAUGCUCCAAAUUGGAAAGAUUACCUGAUGACUUUGGAGAUUUAAAAGCUUUGGUGUCUCUCGAAGCUAGAAAGACAGCCCUAAAAGAAGCACCAUCAUCCAUUUUACUCUUGCCAGAAUUAUCCGACUUAGCCAUAUCUCAUUAUUAUGAAGAUCAGACACCCCUUAAUUGGGUAUUGAAUUCUUCAUCAGGUUCAAGCUCUUUAAUGGAUCUUUGGUUAUCAAACUGUCAAAUCACCAAAUUACCUGAAUGUCUUGGAGAAUUUUCCUUGCUGGAAUUGUUAGAUCUAAGUGGAAAUAAUUUUGAGAGCAUACCAAACAUCGGAGGGCUUUCUUACUUGUCGACGCUAGACAUAAGUAAUUGUCGGAGACUUCAACUAUUGCCAGAGCUUCCAAUGGGUGUAUCUGUGUGCGCAUCUAAUUGCUUGUCCUUGCAAUCAAUAUCAGAUCCAUCAUUUCUAUUAUUACCUCUUUGGAGACAACGGGCAUCAAUUUUUGUCAAUUGUUUUGAAUUGGAUCUACCUAAAAUUCUUCAUGAGGAAUCUUGUCGAGAAUUUUGUGCUGAUAUCAUUUUCCCUGGAAAUGAAAUUCCUAAGUGGUUUACCUUUCAAAAUACAGGAUCUUAUAUAGCUCUUGAUCAACCACUAGAUUGGCAUAAUAAAAACUUUCUAGGUUUUCUUGCAUCUGUUGUUUUGCCACCAAGUUCGUAUGAGUUUCCUUAUUACGCUGCUAUCUGUUACUGUUUGGUCAAAAGUAAAAAUGGUAAGCAGCAAAUUUAUUCUUCUAACAUUCAAUCUGAUUAUUUCGCCUUCGGUCGAUUUUGUUCAGAAGAUGCCUGGUCAGAUCAUGUAGUAUUAAGCUUUCAUUCUAUAAAUAAAAUGACAUUUAAGAAGUGCGAGGGGGAAUAUCAUGAAAUUUAUUCUGAGAUGAAGUCAUUAAAUUGUAAAGUGCUCAUCAAAUUUAUAGCUAGACACAAAGGAGUGAAAAAGUGUGGGAUUCAAAAGUGUGGGAUUCAUUUCUUGUAUGUUGGAGCUUAUGGAGAACCAUCGGAAACAUCCAGAAGAAGUGUUGACAAUGCUAAAAAGAAAGGGAAAGAGAAAGAUGAACUACAAUCCAAUAAAUUGCAAAUUUCAAAUCCCUUUGAUGGUAUAUGCAGCUUAAGGCCUCAUUUCAUGUCAAAAUCUCCAUAUGACAAUCCUAAUAUUUUUAAAAGUUGUCUAGAAGAACGGUAUUGGAAAUUGAAAAGGAAUGCACUCAGAGAAACUGUGAAAAAUGCUCUGCUAAGUUUUCAGCAAAGUACAACUUUAUGCUCAGAAAUUGAAGAGAUGAACUGUGUGAAUCCAAAAGGUUGUAUGAGUUUCCCAGGAAGUGAAAUUCCAGAGUGGUUUAGCUUUCAAAAUGCUAGCUAUAAUAUAAAACUAUCAUCGGGCUCAUUCCAUGAUGCAAUUGACACAUGCCAUAAUCCAUUUGCUGGUUUGGCUUUCUGCACUGUUGUAGAGUUCCCAGAUUUGCUAGAUUUGGGCCAACCUUUCUUCGUUUAUUGUAUGAUGGAUAUCAAAUAUCUUAAUGAUCCCUACGAGACUUUUGCAAUUGGGUCUAUAAAAGGUUGGUUCGAAGGAGAUAGAACUCACUACAUUAAAUCAGAUCAUGUGUUCUUGGGAUAUGAUUGUGUUAUGUAUAGUGGUGAAACUCGGACAUUAUUUAAUCAUGAGGUUGAGAUCAAUUUCGUAGUUACCACUUAUGAUAUGGUUCCCAUAGAAGGUUGUAAGGUGAAAAAGUGUGGAGUUCAUCUAUUGUGCCCUGAAGAUUACAAAUGGAAGGAUCUAAUAGAUCUUUCAUCUUUAAAGAGAAAGCUAAAACUCAAUGGAAAUGGCCGCUAUAACGAUGAACCACCAUCCGAUGACUUUUCCGCUGCAUGCAAUUGCCAAUUUAAGAGUUCUGCUACUUCUUUGGAUUUGAAUGAAAUGUUGGAUACAACUGAACCGCUCUCCAAGAGAUUGAAAGUAUGCAACUAUAAAAAUAAGGAAAUAGAAGUGGCAGAGUUGAAUCCAAGUAGAAGUCAACCCAUUGGCUUUGCUGAUUCUGAUUCUGAUUUUGAUUUUGAUUCUGAUGAACCGCAACCUAAAAGACUUAAAGAAUCCAAAUUGCUUUGAAUGCGAUUUUCACUUGCUGUAGCAGAAAUUGAUGGUGUGCUUUAUGCUACUGGUGACGGAAGGAUUAUCUGAA